AUGGCGGGGCCGAGCCAUGCGUCGUUUGGAGGGGGGAGGAUCGUGAAAAAGGCGAGGAGUAGAGCGAAUAGUGAUGAUGAGGGCGACUCCUACGCCCGCCCCACAUCCUUCGUCAAUCCGCCGCCAUCGCCUCCUCCUUCCCUAGGCGGAUCAGCCCUCCCACACCCCCACCAUCCACUCUCCCUCUCGCACGGCUCGCUCUCAUCCCUCUCUUCCUCCCAUCAUCAUCAUCACCCACUCUCCGCCCCCGCCUUCGCCACCGGCGCCGCAUUCAGCGCACUUUCGUCUAUCGCGACGGAUGAAUUGUAUGCGUUAGAGCGGGACGAAGCACUUAGGCGGGCGGAGUAUGAGGCUAGACAUCUCGAGGCGCUCAGGAGGGUCGAACAGCAGUCUGAGGUGAUCAGAUUGGGAAGUGGUGGCGGAGGGGAUCGCGGGUUAGGAGGAAUGAGCGCUGCGGGGCCGAUGGGGAUGGCGCUUGGUGGGCCCGGGGUUGGAGUUAGAGAUAGGGACUGGGAAGCCAGAGAGCGAGACAGACACGCGGAGAUGAUGAGGUUGCACGGACGGAUGUCGAAAAGCGCAGCUACGAGUCCCGUUUCGACGCCGUUCUUCCAGCCUGGCCCAGCGGCGUAUACGAGCAAGAGGAAUCAUAGGCUCAGUAUGGGCGAGGAGGGGUAUUUUGCGGCUGCUGCGGCGGGUGGGGGUUGGGACCAGCAGGACCCGUAUGGGGAGAGGGAGAGGGAGGAGGAAGAUGAGGGUAUUUAUGUGAGGAGGGCGAGGAGGGCUAGUGGGUCUUGGGGAAAUCCUGAGCCGCUUUCGAUGCAUCAUUCACUCGCUGCGGCUGCUGCGUCGACCCUUGGGGGCGGCGCACACCCGCUCGAUCCUCAUCCGCCGGCACAUAUGCACGAGAGGGAGACCCAUAUCGCGCAUCCCCGGGAUCUGACGCAUUCAUCGAGGAGACAUUCGCAUGGACAUAUACAUGCGUCGCAUUCGAAUACGAGGUCGCAGCCUUAUCCGCCGCCGUCGUCUAUCAUCCCGAGACACGCUUCGUCGUCGACAUUGGACGAUCCGGCGUCGUUGGGUCUUCAUCAUCAUCAAAGUCAUGGUCAUAAUGGUAUACAUAGGGAGAACGACUCGCCGUCGCCGAUUAGUACGGAUGGUGAUAUGUCCGCACCGCAUAAUUCGCUUCAUCCCACGACCUUCCGCGACUCGCAUUCGCCGCAUCAUCCGUCCCAUAUUUCAGGUCAUUCCACCGUUGGAGCGUAUGGCGGUGGUGGAGGGCCAGGAUCGACGUACUGGACGCCGAGUACGAGUCCGUUCCUUGGACCGUUGGGAGCGUUGAAUAUACAUUCGACGCAGCCGAGCAGGGCGCCCAGUCCGAUCGCGAUGUUGCCGAGGAGUGUGAGCUCGAUUAGUGUGCCUGCGCUGGGUAAUGGGGGUGGGAUGGGGGGUGGGGGGUUGGCGAGUCCGGUGGAAGAGGGGUAUCCGGGUGGGGGGAUGGGUGGUGGAACGGGAGGGAUGGAGGCGGCGAGGAAGAGGAGGUCGAUGGGCGAUGAGUUGGAUGCGUAUGGAUCGUCAUUCCAGCAACCGUUCUCGAACCAACGCUCGCUGAACGCCUUCUCUAACCCGCACUCGCACUCCGUCCAGACCCCACAACUCUCUUCUGGACCCUCGUCCAGCGGCUCCAGCCCAGGCUCAUACCCGCACUCCAUCAUCUCUCAAGGCGGAUACACGUCCGGACCCGGGGGAACACAUCACCGCGGUGAUGCCUCCCAUCCGUUCUUCAUCGGCGCUGGAUCCGGUAGCGUCGACAGCUCGAGGGCUUCUUCGCCACCUCUGUGGACUCCCGCGAAUCAUCACCCUUCAUCUACAGUUCAUCACCUCGGUGGACCGGGGAUGCACGGCGGAAGUGGAGGAGGAGGAGGCGGGAAAGGAACGAUGGGUGCUCCGCCCGCACCACCGCCGCCUCCACCUCCCGGACCCCACUCCCAAGCGCACGCGCAUCACCAUCUCGCACAUUCCGUAAGGUUGGCAUUCGGGAUGACGCCCAUCCAUCCCAAUCCCAGUGCGCACCCCUCCUCAUCCUCCCACCAGCACCCACAACACUCGCACUCGGCCGGCGCUUUACAUCCGACGACGACGACGUCAGGCCCCGGCGUCCCACCCGCUCCCGUCCAUUCUCAUUCUCAUCCACCACCCGGACCGCAUCCACAUGCGCAGUCGCCGGCCGGGAGAGCGUGGUCCUCUGGCGUGUCGACGCCCACGCGGGCCGCGUUCGGUGCUGGGUUGACGGCCAACGGUACUUCUAAUAAUGUUGGUGGAAGUCCUGGACACGCUGCGCAGGGUUCGAGUAGUUUGAGCAUGCCGGUGAGUAGGGCUGGGUCGCCGCCGAUCAAGUUGGCGCCGUUGAGGAUAUCGUCGCCUGCGCCUGUGGGCGCUCCGAUGAGGCCGGGCGUUGAGAGGAGGGAUAGUGGGAGUGGGAGUGGGGAGGGAGGACAUGGGAGUGGGAGUGGGGGAGGGGGCGCGAGUCCCGUCGGUGAGCAUCUCGUUUCGAAGGGUGUUGAGAAUGCGGACGAGCCGAUGGAGGAUGUUAGGCAGGACGAUGGGAUGAUGUUGAUGGGUAAUAACGGUGGUGGUGGUGGUGGCAAUGGGAAGGUGGGCGAGUUGGCAGGGGUGGCGCCACUGACGGAGAGGGUGGCGUUGCCGGGUUUCAGUGAGAUUGAGGCGGCGACAAGGGGUUCGGUGCCUGCGUGA
This is a messenger RNA of Stereum hirsutum FP-91666 SS1, 2751 nucleotides long. RefSeq lists its product as uncharacterized. NCBI's taxonomy places the organism in Eukaryota, Fungi, Basidiomycota, Agaricomycetes, Russulales, Stereaceae. The record is from RefSeq and is a predicted model, not a curated record. Bases 1 to 2751 code for a protein of 916 amino acids. The transcript is spliced from 3 exons.